AUGGACUACUUGAAUGCAGUGGUUAUGCUCAUGUGCAGAAACGUAGGCAGUGACUUCAUACUCAUUUUUCAGUGCACGUCCAGUGGCCGUCGCUCCUGUACGUUAUAACUUACGUAGGAAUGGAUAUAUCGCCAAGAAAACGAAUAUGCUACCGUCUAUUUGCGAUGUAUACGCGUUAAACAUUAAUACAGACAUAUAAGAAAACGGAUUUUAUGUCAGUGUUUGUCAAUGGACUGCUCUGUUUUGGCUGAUUUGCUGUUGAAAUUACGUUUUUUUUUUUUCCUUAGCCCGCGGUGCGUUCACUUACUUAAUAUUGCUUUUAAAAUCAAGAUGGGCUUUAUCAAAUGAUGAUGGAAGCACGAUCGAUUACAGAUGCACUCUACCAAGGUGGCAGCAAUGGCGCAAGCAAUACUGUGAUCGUCAUGUAGCCUACUCCUUCCGUGUAGAGGAAUAAUGCUGACAUUGAUGACUCUGGGAUCCUUAUUAAAUUGUUAAUAAUACAAUGAACACCACUGUUACACCAUCAGACCUGGUGGAUAUGCCAAGACAGCAGAACUUCAAUGGCACCGUGGGCACACAGACCCCUUCAGGUUGGGCCGUGAUCCACAAUGCUACCUUAACCUUUUGCUCUCUCCUCCUCAUCUUCAUCUUUUGCCUGGGCUCAUAUGGCAACCUUGUGGUGUUCCUGUCCUUUUUUGACCCAGUGUUUCGCAAGUUCCGCACCAACUUUGACUUCAUGAUCCUCAACCUUUCCUUCUGUGACUUGUUCAUUUGCUGUGUGACUGCUCCCAUGUUUGCCCUGGUGCUCUUCCUGGAUGCAGGUGGAGGGGAUGGCGUGUCAAAGAGUUUCUGCUUCGCCUUCCACUUGACCAGCUCAGCCUUCAUCAUCAUGUCCCUGGAGACGGUAGCUGUCAUUGCUUUGCACAGACUGCGCAUGGUUUUGGGGCAGCAGCCCAACCGCACUGCCUCCUUUCCCUGCACGCUGGCCCUCACUGCCCUGCUGUGGACAUCCAGUUUCACCAUGGCUGCCCUCCUUACCAUGCGAGCAUACCCACGUAGAGAUGGACCCUGCUUGCCCCACUUUGGCCUGGGAGGUGGACAGGCCAGGGUUGUGUUGUAUGUCUACCUGGCAGACUUUGCCUUUUGUGUAGCUGUGGUGUCAGUGUCCUAUCUGAUGAUUGCUCAAACACUGAGGAAGAAUGCACAAGUGAGGAAAUGUCCCGUCAUCACUGUAGAUGCCACAUGCCCUCCACCCCCACCUCCUCUCAUUGCAGCAGGCUUUGAGAGCAUGCAGUGUGCUGUUCAAGGCCCCUCUCUGUACCGUAACCAGACUUACAAUAAACUGCAGAACGUUCAGACACACUCUUAUGUCAACAAGACCAGCCAGCCUCUGGUUCCAGGGGCUGCCCAAGGAGCCACCUGCUGUCAGCUGGUGUCUACAGUCAACCUGGCCACAGCCAAAGACUCAAAGGCAGUUGUCACCUGUGUAGUUAUAGUGUUCUCUGUGCUGCUUUGCUGCUUGCCGAUGGGAGUUUCACUGGCACAGGAUGUUUUGUCACCAGACAGUAACUUUGCACAUUACCAGUUUGAACUGUGUGGCUUUGUGCUCAUUUUUCUCAAGUCAGGCAUCAAUCCCUUUGUGUACUCACGCAACAGUGCAGGCCUCCGCCGCCGUGUGCUAUGCUGUAUUCAGUGGGCGGCACUGGGUUUUCUCUGUUGCCAGCAAAAGACUCGACUACAUGCGAUGGGGAAGGGCAGCUUGGAAGUCAAUCGCAAUAAAUCCUCCCAUCAUGAGACCAACUCAGCCUAUGUGCUGUCACCCAAGCCACAGAGGAGGCUGGUAGACCAGGCUUGCGGGCCCAGUCACUCCAGAGAUUGUGCUGGUAGUCCAAGGGCCACAGGUGUGCGCAAACAUCGCCCCCCCAGUACCUCCACACCCAUCAACACCCGCAUUGAGCCCUACUACAGUAUAUACAACAGCAGUCUCUCUGCAGGGCCCAGCUCCCCCACCAGCCUGCAACCUGUCAGCUCUCAGACAUUUGCCUUUGCCAAGUCUUAUGUAGCCAUGCACUACCACCCUCACCAAGAAGCACUGCAAGACUUUGAAAGCACCUCAGUGCACCAGAUUCCCAUUCCCUCGGUCUAAUUAAAAAGCUGCUAAACUGAACGUUUUGGACAAUCUCACCGCGGCUUUAAAUCAAAUUUGAAUCAAAAGAAGAACAUGAAAACAGCCCAUUUUAUGUAUCUGGAAUCUGUAUUUAUCUUUUGUUCUCUUCUACAGUGAAAAUACAUGUUAUGUUUUCUUGGGUGGAAAAAUUAAAGAAUCAGUAUCAUAAGCCUUACCAUGAAACAGUUUGUAUUGAAAGUGUAUGUUCCAAAAAGUUAUUUAGUGUUAUUGAAUUGACUUAUUUUUUUUUACAGAGACUGCAUUUUCACAUAAAUCUGCCCCUGUGUUGCGCGGAUGCAUGUCCCAUUAUAACCCGAUAGGUUUUCAUUGCAGCCAAAGACUGCAGUUGCUGGACCACUGCUGUUUCCUCUCUGGCUGAAGUUACUGAGCACUGAUAUAAGCUGCUGUAGUGUCAGGCUGCUAUGAAACCCUGCACAGGCCCACACAUGGCUGGCGAUGGCAUGUGGUUGCACUUUGAUGAACUUUUGCUUCUUAAGAGAAAUGUAUUUAUGAACCUAAUACACUUUUUAACACAAUAAAUGUUUGGCAAGUG
Sander lucioperca (pikeperch) is the source of this 2720-nucleotide messenger RNA. RefSeq names its product G protein-coupled receptor 75 (gene gpr75). Gene Ontology annotation, cellular component: membrane. Gene Ontology annotation, biological process: G protein-coupled receptor signaling pathway. The transcript has 2 exons. NCBI's taxonomy places the organism in Eukaryota, Metazoa, Chordata, Actinopteri, Perciformes, Percidae. The coding region runs from base 503 to 2146 and encodes 547 amino acids. The record is from RefSeq and is a predicted model, not a curated record. Gene Ontology annotation, molecular function: C-C chemokine receptor activity.